Ramularia collo-cygni is the source of this 1563-nucleotide messenger RNA. RefSeq lists its product as uncharacterized. The transcript is spliced from 3 exons. The coding region runs from base 1 to 1563 and encodes 520 amino acids. NCBI's taxonomy places the organism in Eukaryota, Fungi, Ascomycota, Dothideomycetes, Mycosphaerellales, Mycosphaerellaceae. The record is from RefSeq and is a predicted model, not a curated record.
AUGAACUCAACUCCCCAGCACCCCAAUUCUUUCGGUGCGAUGAAGCAGCCGCUGAACUGCUGGGAGCAGAUAUACGAUGGAGUCACAACGAAACCCGAUGCGGACAUCGCCGGGAUAGGAGUCAUCAUCGCCUUCACCUUCAGCGCAGGAGUCACACUCAUAUCCGUCAUAGUCGCGUACGCUACCGGCCUGGUCGAUGAUGGCCUACUCCGACCCAUGGACCGACUGGUGUUUCGAGUGCCAUCCAGAGCCGAGAAGCAUCCUACCAUGCACCUGGCACUUCGCAAAUUCAUCCUGGCUUUGAGUGACCAGCAGAUCGUGACCGGUAUAGCAAUUCUCGGAGCUGGAUUCCAAGGACUUCGCACAGGCCAUGUUUCUGUAUAUCACUUCCAGAUCAUCAUUUAUCUGGCCUGGAUGAGCUCGAGUGUUCAUCUCAGUGCUUUGACAAUCUUGGGGACCUAUCUACAGCAUCAUCGAGCUGUGAUGGCUUGGAGACUCGUGGGAAUGUUGACAUUGCUGGUCAUGCUCUUCAUAUCACUCGUUCCAACGCUCAGUGUUGAAUGGGGUAUCCUGACACCUCUGCCUCUCAGCGAAUGGGAACCUUCCGAGAAGACCUCUUUCGGCGCUCCAGCGUUGUGUUUUUGGGGAUCCUCUCGGGGCGAUGGCGUGAGCCCAGAUGCAGUAAUCUCGUUCUUCAUUCUCGGCGUGAGUUACAUCUGGAAGGUGUGUGGCAUAUUCCCCUCCGCGAACUCAGCUUUCGCAGCAUGGACAUGGGAUCCUUUGGAUCGCUUAACGAAGCACGGAUUCGCUACUCUGGCUUCAAGAAUCCAGCGAAAAGGUCGCCGUGUAGAUCUAUGGGUUUUCAGGAUGUGCCUCGCUGUAUACUUGCCCGUCACUGCGGCCAUUGAAGCAUUGGACUCUUUCUCGGCAAGUCUGUGGCUGUCGCUCCUCGGUUUGAUCUAUGGAAUGCUUCAGAUCCUGGUCCCGCGGGCCCUAGUCCAAUCUUACGACUCCAAUUUGAAAGAAAACGAAAAGAUGUUGACCUUUGGACAACUUGUGCCUCUCAUCCUAUUAAUACAACCUAUCGGCGCUCUCACCGAACAUAUCUGGCUCGUGAAAGAGGAUGAUGAACGAGUCUACUCAUCAAAUGAAGAAACUCAGCACAACUUCUCGCGAAACUGUCAUCCAGGCCUCCCCCUACUGCAAUUCCUGACAACCUUUGACGUGCCUCGAGCAAGCGGGGCAAAUAAACGACGUCAACUAAGAUCUCUACUAUACAGCUCGAAGCUCUUCAAUCUGCUCAUUUGGUUGACCCAGGCCGGAACCAUUAGCGCAGCGAUAGUAGUUUUCAUAUCGGAUUACUAUACGAUUGGAUAUACAACCGCUGGAAAUUGGUACUAUAUCAGCUUUGCCAUCGCUGGUUAUUUAGGCGCAAGUGUUGUGUUGGUCAUUAUCCUCGCGCCUUUCAGCUGCCUGGGUCGCUACGAGAGACGCCGUCGGGAGGUCGAGCUGGUCAGCCGAUCAUCUACAACUAUUAUUGAGCAUACGGAAUUGACAAAGUGA